This is a messenger RNA of Dioscorea cayenensis subsp. rotundata (Guinea yam), 1192 nucleotides long. RefSeq names its product acidic endochitinase-like. NCBI's taxonomy places the organism in Eukaryota, Viridiplantae, Streptophyta, Magnoliopsida, Dioscoreales, Dioscoreaceae. Gene Ontology annotation, molecular function: chitinase activity. The record is from RefSeq and is a predicted model, not a curated record. Gene Ontology annotation, biological process: carbohydrate metabolic process. The coding region runs from base 57 to 983 and encodes 308 amino acids. The transcript has a single exon. Gene Ontology annotation, cellular component: extracellular region.
UUAAUUAACCAAACAAUAUAUAUAGUUCUACUUGAUUUGUUUGUAAUUAAUUAAUCAUGGCUCAAAGCGAGAAACUAGGUGUAAUGCUGUCCAUGUUGGGUGUCAUGGCCUCACUGUUUCUCAUGAUCAUCAUUCCAAGAUCUGACGCAGGCAGCAUUGCAAUAUACUGGGGACAAAACGGCAACGAAGGAACUCUCGCUGACACCUGUGCAACUGGAAACUAUGCUUUUGUCAACCUGGCUUUCCUCUGUGUCUUUGGCAAUGGCCAAAACCCACAGCUCAACCUGGCAGGUCACUGUGACCCUUCCUCCAACAACGGCUGUGCCGGACUCAGCCAAGACAUCAAAUCAUGUCAAUCCCAAGGUGUCAAAGUCAUCCUCUCCAUCGGCGGUGGCGCCGGAGCUUACGCUCUCGCAUCCAAAGAUGAUGCCAGGCAAGUGGCCCAGUACCUCUGGAACAACUACUUGGGAGGUCAAUCAUCUGAUCAGAGGCCAUUAGGAGAUGCGGUGCUUGAUGGUGUGGACUUUGAUAUAGAAGGUGGCAGCCCUGCUCACUAUGAUGAUCUGGCCAGGUAUCUCUCUGGUUACAGUGCUACUAAGGGUAGCAAGAAGGUGUACUUGACCGCAGCUCCACAGUGCCCGUACCCGGACGCGUGGGUGGGUGGAGCUCUUGACACUGGCCUGUUUGAUUAUGUUUGGGUGCAGUUCUAUAAUAACCCUCCGUGCCAGUACCAGUCUGGUUCUGUGACUAACCUUGAUGAUGCUUGGAAGCAGUGGACGUCUGGUAUCAAAGCUAAGAACAUAUUUCUGGGUUUGCCAGCUGCUCCUGAUGCUGCUGGGAGUGGGUUCAUUCCGGUUGGAGAUUUGACUUCUCAGGUGUUGCCAUCGCUCAAGAGGUCUGAUGUGUACGGUGGUGUUAUGCUGUGGUCUAAGUAUUAUGAUGACCACACUGGUUAUAGCUCUGCUAUCAAGCAUGACGUUUGAAGUUUCUUGCUGAUCUGCUCUGUGCUCUGCUCUACUCUGCUCUGCUCUGCUCUGCUCUGCUCUGCUCUGCUCUGUCUUCAUGUGGUCUUUGUGUUUUCUAUAUUAUCAUGAACUGGUUAAUUUGUUGUGUAAUUAAUCGAGCUUUUGCUUUAAUGAAAAAAAAAGUUGUGUGACUGUCAUUCUCAAGCGGUAUAAUUGGCUUGAUCUCG